This is a messenger RNA of Apiotrichum porosum, 2112 nucleotides long. RefSeq lists its product as uncharacterized. Gene Ontology annotation, cellular component: mitochondrion; cytoplasm. Gene Ontology annotation, molecular function: ATP binding; aspartate-tRNA ligase activity; nucleic acid binding. Lineage: Eukaryota; Fungi; Basidiomycota; Tremellomycetes; Trichosporonales; Trichosporonaceae. Gene Ontology annotation, biological process: aspartyl-tRNA aminoacylation. The transcript has 2 exons. The coding region runs from base 1 to 2112 and encodes 703 amino acids. The record is from RefSeq and is a predicted model, not a curated record.
AUGGCCGCUCGCGCUCUCUCCCGCGCGGCAUCACGCCGCGCUCUCGCAUCAGCGACACGGCCACAGUUGAGCUACGCCACAGCACGUUCCGCUACUGCUACCGCUGUGGUUGCCCGCCGCUUCAACUCGACAACCUCCACUCUCAAGCCAUUCACCCUUCCAGCUGGUAGCCUGCGUGCGCACAAUGGUGCUCGCUCGACCAUCACCCAUGAGAUUGAGAACCUCUCGUCGUCACUCGUGGGCCAGCCCAUUGUAGUUGCGGGCUGGAUCGAGGCCGCUCGUCGCGCCAACGACAAGCUUUCGUUCAUCGUGCUCCGUUCAUCGGCAGGCAGCGUCCAACUGGUCGUCCGUGACCCCGCACUGGCGACUGAGAUGCUCUCGUGGCCCCUCGAGAGUGUUAUUCAGAUUGACGGCAACGUUAUUGAGCGCAAGGCCAAGGGCAAGUCGUCGUCCUCACCCACCGAUGACAUCGAGGUUGAGGUCUCGCGCGCUGUCCUCCUCAACCCGGCCGAGUCCCUUCCCUUCCUCCCCACCCGCACUCCUCUGGCCAACGAGGACCUGCGCGCAGCCCACAGGUAUCUUGACCUCCGCCGCCCCGAGCUCGCCAACAACCUGCGUACGCGCUCCAAGGUUACCCACCUCAUCAGGUGUCACCUGCACGACCUUGGCUUCACAGAGGUCGAGACACCCGUGCUGCUCAACUCGUCGCCCGAAGGUGCGCGCGAGUUCCUCGUCCCCACGCGCGUCUCGUCUGGUGCCCAGCCUGCAUUCUAUGCCCUUCCCCAGUCGCCUCAGCAGCCCAAGCAGCUCCUUGUGGCCUCGGGUGCUGUACCCCGCUAUUUCCAGUUGGCCCGCUGCUUCCGUGACGAGGACGGCCGCAAGGACCGCCAGCCCGAGUUUACGCAGGUUGACCUCGAGAUGGCCUUUGUCGACGGUGCCGCACAGCCUACUGCCGAGCUUCCGGCUUCCGGUUCUGCUCCUUGGCUGAUGGGCGGUGGUCAGGUGCGGGACGUGAUCGAGUCGCUGGUCCAGAAGAUCUGGAAGGACGUCAAGGGUGUCGACCUGCAGCGUCCUUUCCGCGUCAUGCCCUAUGAGAUUGCAAUGGACGUCUUUGGAUCCGACAAGCCCGACACUCGCUUCGAAAUGUACACUCUCCCCAUCGGCUACUACCCGACCCUUUCUGAUGCGAGCCUCGACAAGGUCCUCGUGGACGAGAAUGCCAGCACCGUCGAGUGGAUGGUCACCCCGGCGGCCAUUGCCGAGGGUCUUGACGUCAACGCGUUUGCGACCCAGACUAUUGACUAUGUCCGCAUCACCGAGAAGAACCAGUACUCGUGGCUCGCAGAGUCGGUCCUCACCUUGCCACUCGGCCUCAAGCUCGACUCGAGCCUUCCCGGCGGCGUUCAGCCCGGCGACAUUGUCUGGCUCUCGCGCCGGCCCAAGAUUGCCGAGGGCGGAUGGACAAACCUCGGCAGGCUGAGGGUGCAGAUCAUGGAGGACCGCGUCGACAAGGGACUCGUGACUCUUCCCUCUGAACCGCAUUUCCUCUGGGUGACGGGUUUCCCCCUGUUUACAAAGGCCGACGAGGACAAGGACUUCCUCUCUCGUGGCCGCUGGGCAUCCACGCACCACCCGUUCACCGCGCCCGUGGCGGAAGACCUGGCGGAAUUGGAACGCGGCGAGGUCGCCCGCGUCCGUGGCCAGCACUACGACCUGGUCCUGGAUGGCCAGGAGAUUGGCGGUGGCAGCGUGCGUAUUCACGACGCAAAGCUGCAAGAGUAUGUCAUGCGCGAGGUUCUCCAGCUCGACGACCAGGAGGUCGACCGCUUUAGCCACCUGUUGCAGGCGCUCAAGUGCGGUGCUCCUCCCCAUGGCGGUAUUGCCCUCGGCUUUGACCGGCUCAUCGCCAUCCUGUGCGGCGCAAAGUCCAUCCGCGACGUCAUUGCCUUCCCCAAGACUGGUGGCGGUGCUGACCCCGUCUUCCGCUCGCCUAGUGCAAGCAACGACGACGUGUUGGCAGAGUAUGGCAUCAAGCCCAGGGCAGAGGCCCCAGCUCCCGCUCCGGCUGCUGAGGCUGCUGAGACUGAGGCCCUUGCCGCCGACGACAAGUAG